UCAAGGACCAUUAUCGGAACCCGCCCAAGACAACUGUCGCGGUACCACAUUGUACAAUGUGCUUACCAACUGCUGCUCCUCGAAGCUUACCUGGUUGCCCAACCAGAAACUACAAUAAAUCCAGGAAGAAAAAUGCAUCUUCACAUGAAAAAGAAAAACUCAAAGUUGAUAAUCAAUCAUACAACCCUUCACUACCUUCAGAUUAUAAUCCUAUCAUCUCUAAAAACGGUGAUCUUCAAGUCAAAUCAGAGAAUAAUUCAAAGGGAAAGCAAACUUAUGAGCGUCGUGAGAAGUCGCGUAUUGCAGCUAGGCAGAGAAGACAUCGUGAAAAUCAGGCGCUAGUCGAAUUGUACUUAACACUACCGAUCCAACAAAAUCUGGCUGCCGAUGUGCUCAAGAAUAAGUGUCACAAGGUUGGACAAUUGGGAGAAGAUAACCCUGGGCAAAUAUUAAACGGUCUAACAGAAUCUGGUUCAUUAUUAAAUACCAUUGGAGAGCUUGAUUUCGCCCCGACUUAUCGUCUUGCUACAACUAUAUUUAGACAACACAGCUUGUCCACACCAGUGCUAGAAAAAGCUGUUAUUGUGCGCAUAGCCAGCAAUUCCUUAUGUUUGUAUAACUGGCUUUAUCCUUCGUCUGAACCGGAUUCAAAUAUCAAGCCACAAGAUAAAUUACCAUUAGUAGGCUAUCACCCAACCGAAUCGGAUUCGUCAUCAUCAUCUGUUACUUGUACGGAGAUGUCAGAUUGUUGCGAUAAUACCACUGCUACUACUAAUACUACUACUAGCAGUGGUGGUACCGUUGUUGGUAUACAUAUUCCUCUAACUACUAGUAGCACUCCUGUUUUUCCAAAAUCAGUAUUGAGUGUACACUCAAAAUGUCUGGUUGCUAUAAUUGUUGAUGCUACGCAUAAUAUCAUUAUUUAUGCUCCACCAGCAUACACUGAACUAAUUGGUUUAUCGUGGGUCACUACAAUCGGUUUAAAAUUGAGCGAAUUAAUUUCUCGGCAAGUAUCAAUAGGGGUUUCAUCAGAAUUAAGGAGUCAUAACUGUUGCCAUUAUCUUCGCAAUUUGCAGUAUGGUAAAUACAGUUCUGUUGAAAAUAUGAUCACAAAUCCUAAACAAAAGUCAGUACAAUCUGAACUUGGUGAUAUGGAAUAUGUUGAAUAUGACCCAAUAGCAAUAUCUAACCACACACUCAAAUCAACACAGAUUCAUCAACAAUUUGAACAACCUUUGUCGUGUGAAAUGAUUUGGCCAUCAUCCUGUGGGAUAACCGAUCGCCCAUUGUGUCUCAGUUCUGUUUUACCGAAACCAACAUCAGUGUCUUCAUCACAUAUAGAAUGCUCAGGACACUCGAACGAUGAAAUAAAUCCAGGAGGUGUACAAAGUUUUCAAGAUCCUUCUAUUACAAAUACAUCAAUUUCUAAACACAUAGCGGAACAGUACGUAUUAUGUUGGAAUAGUUCAGAUUUAUGUAUAAGAAAUAAAUUUUCAAAACAUGGAGAUUUCACUCUAGAUAUCGGCUGUGGUUCGUCGUCGUCAUCAUCAUCAUCAUCCCCAUCACCGUUUUCAAAUAAUCAUAUAAAUUGCCAGCAAACCAAUAACCUUCCUUUUAAUCCGAAUCAUAACAUCAACAAUAGAACUGAUAUUGGAUAUUGUAAUGCAACUGAAAUAUUGUUACACAAUAACAAUGAUUCAAAUAAUAAUUCUAGUAAUAAUAGUUGCGGUAGUGAAGCUGAUUCUUCAUUUAAACCAAAUCGAGCAAAUGAUGUAAAUCUUCGUAUAUAUUUAUUACAACCUAUUCAUUUAUCAAAUAUUAACAAUAAUAUGCAUAAUUAUGUCAAUAAAGAAAAUCAUGAAUCAUGUUUUACUGAUGAUAACCAUAUUAUUAAUUGUAGUAAUAUCCAUAAUAAUUCAGAUCGUAAUAAUAAAAAUACUAUGAAUGGUAAUAAUAUUAAUUAUAAUAAAAACAAGAAUAACGAUUAUGAUUUCACUAGGAAUUCAUCAUUUUCAAUAAUUGAUGAAAACAGAAGUAAUAUUGUACAGAAAAGUAAUACAUUGGUAAAAUUUAUCAAUAAAAAUAAUAAUUCAUGUUGCACAGGCUUAUCAAAUUCAUGUAAAACAUGUCAUUCAACUAAAAAUCUACAAUUUAUAGAUAUUGCUAAUGAUUUCUUAACCCAGUCGGGUUAUACAAAAGUCGACCUUUUAAAUAAAUGUUUAUUCGAUCUGAUACAUAUCGAUGAUUUGGCGCAUAUAUCUGAAGCUAUAAAUAUAGUCAAUGAAAAUCAACCGGUAGUCACUUCAUUUUAUCGAUUACGAUUAAAAUGUGGGAAAUAUUGUUGGGCUCGUAUGUUAAUUUUUUAUUGUAAACAAUCUUAUUAUCGUUUGUCAAACUCACCGUCAAUAUUUACAAAUAAUCGAUCAAAUAAUUAUCAAUAUCCAAUCAAUGAAAUAUCAGAUUAUUAUAUGAAUUUUAAUGAAAAUUGUAUGACAAAAAUGGACAAAAAUUUUUCAUCAUCUCAAUUAAGAAACUUUGAUGAAUUGAAUUCUUUUGAUAAAUGUACAUCUUCAGAAAUAUUGAUCUGUUGUCAUCAAUUAUCGCAUUUCUAUCAUUGCAGUGAUUUAUCAGAAAGUUCAUUGACUAUUGAAAAAGAGACAUCCAAUCGUCUCAAUGUUGUCAAGCAACCUCAAUCCGAACUAAUUAACUAUGAACAUUUACAUGGAUAUAAUGAUUCUACGUCUGAUUCAUCAAUAUAUACAUCUCAACUAUUAAAAACAACACUAACUGGUCAACAAGACCUCGUGACAAAGCCUGAUAAUAACAGUAAUCAUAUGAAAUGCGAGUAUGGAACUACUAAUUUUGUAUCCGAUUCAUAUGAAUCACAAUACAUCUCGGUUCCAGCAUCAUCUUAUGUUCAAAGCUAUCCUAUAUUCCCGUCAGGUGAACCAAAUCAAUUGGAUGCAUUGAUUCCAUCAUCUUCACCAUCUAAUGCAAAAGAAAUAUCGUCUGGACUAACAUUUAAUUCAUCCAUUUCUUUAUCUCCCUCUAAACAUUUUCAAAGUUAUGCUACUACAUCAAGAGAAAAGGACAUACGUAUUACAAAUGAUCAAGAAGUUUUCACUUUAAGUACAAUCGGACUAAAAACGAAAUCAGAUGAACAUCAUUUGUUCGAUCAUUCUGAACAUUCUGUUGUCGCUAAUCUUAAUAAUACUAGUUCUGAUUCAAUGAAGAAAAAUAUUACAAAUUCAUCUUGUUCCACGACUAAAUUGUGUACCCAUAGUUCGUCUUUACUUCAAGAUGUAAUUUAUAAUAAGUUUGGUAAUUCAUGUUCAACAAAUACAACUGAUUCUAGAAUGAAUCCUGUAGUUAGUUGUAAUGUGGGAUCACAGUCAACAAGUCAAGCAUUCAAACAAAUUUUACCCAAUAAACUGUUCAGUUCUUCUGAACAAUGUGAAUAUCAGAGGGAUCCACCUAACCACAAUCUACUCAAUAAUAUAAAAAUGUCUGAAUUUUCAGAUCACAGUCAUUAUCAUCCGUACGCAAAUUGUCAUGGCCGCUGUUUCAAUAACUCAAAUUCACAUCGUUUUGUCCAAAAGCCACAUAUCGAAUCAAGUAAUACUUCCGUGAAUAUUUUUGAUUAUUCGGCAAAGGGUCACAGGCCAACAUUUCUUCCACAGGCUCAUAUUUGUCCAGUAAUUAAUGAUGUUGUCCAUACAGAAUUCGACGAUGUGUAUCUUAUUCCUCAUAAAAAGCCUCGUUUAUAUCCACCAAUUAACAAUAAAGAUACAAAUGAAUUCAAUCCGAUCUCUAAUGAUCUCAGUGAUUCUAAUGAACCAUUCAAUCAUAUGAUAAAUGGAUUACAAUUCAAAAAUUUCAUAAAUAAUCGUUAUUUUUCUACAGUUAAUAAUGACCAAUAUCACUUCUAUAAACAUGUAUAUGAUUAUACGGAUAAUCAUAUUGAUAACGAUAAUUAUGAUGAGGAUGAUGAUGAUGAUUUCAUGGAUUACGGUAAAAAUUAUAUGUUUCAAAAUUCUAAUAGAUUUCAAUGUUACAACAAUUAUGAAUUAUUAAGUCUUGAUCCACAAUAUUAUCAUCAAAAUAGUCAAUAUUAUCUUGAUUAUCAACAACAACAACAGCAACAGUCUCAACCGUUAUUAUUACAUCAUCACCAUCAACAGUCGUAUACAUUUGACAAUUUCACUAAUAAUAGUGCAUUGAUCUAUUGAACCAAAUCGAAAAAGCGUUGAUAAUGAUGAUUACUAUGUUAUCUACUAAAUGUGUUUGUAUGCUUGCUUGUAUCACUGUCUGUAUGUGUGCGUGUUACUAUUAAGUACCGUUGGCACUUUUAUUUGGUUAUUCUCAUUCUUCUUACUGUUUUUGUUUCUGGUUUUGUCUUUCAUGCUUUCUUUCUUUGACUUAUUAUUUUGCAAACAGUUUUUUUUAUUAUAUUUUUGUUAGGAAACUUUAUUGCCUAGUCCCAUCCCACCUUGCAUACGCAUACACUUGUUUGUGUUUAUUAUCCAUUACUGAGAUUAUACAACGAUCAAUGUCAUUAUUUUAUCUUUUAUUUAUGUAUUGAUUGAGUUAGGAAAUCAUGAUUAUUUUAAUAGACUUAUUGUUUUAAUAAUUAUUUUGUUAGUUUUUUGGCCCCCUCUUCAUUCCCCCUGAAAUAUAUCAGAAAAUUAUUAUUGCUAUCAUUUUCUUUAUCUGUCAUUUGUGAUUGCUAUGACAUGUGUUUAUUGUUUGUGUUGAUUUCUUUCUUAUGUAUCACUGUUUUGUUUGUAUUUUUCUUAUCAUUCUAUUUUGUUUAUUUAUCUUGUUUUUUUAAUUUAAAAGAUAAACCAUUUUGUUUAAUUCCUAUGAUAUUUCUGGCCGAUACAAAAUAAAGCCAACGCAAUUUCGUUCAUGAUAAUAAUAAUAACAAUAAUCAUGAUACAAUGAAAUUUUUUUAAAAACUUUUGAUGCUCUCCUUAUCUUUCUUUUUUUCUUAUGUCAUCUCUUAUUUAAGCAAGAAAAGUUCAACAAUUAAGAUAAAUUUGUUUUGUAUUAUCGUUGUUAUUAGCGAACAAUGUCUAUGUGAAAUAGAAUUGUUAAAGGGGAUCAAAGUAGAAUCACACUGUAACG
Molecule: messenger RNA, 5127 nt
Organism: Schistosoma intercalatum
Lineage: Eukaryota; Metazoa; Platyhelminthes; Trematoda; Strigeidida; Schistosomatidae
Source: the annotation of a GenBank genome assembly